Molecule: messenger RNA, 5895 nt
Organism: Boeremia exigua
Lineage: Eukaryota; Fungi; Ascomycota; Dothideomycetes; Pleosporales; Didymellaceae
Exons: 5
Coding region: 64-5835 (1923 amino acids)
Biological process (GO): phosphatidylinositol-mediated signaling; phosphatidylinositol phosphate biosynthetic process
Cellular component (GO): cytoplasm; plasma membrane
Molecular function (GO): 1-phosphatidylinositol 4-kinase activity
Source: RefSeq, a predicted model, not a curated record
UGUCAAAGACGCCUUGCUUAUUGCUACGCGCGAACUGUCGCGCAACAUAUCGAGAUCGGCAGCAUGGCGCGUACAAUCCGAGCCAACGCGCUCGAGAAGCUCGCCCGCCUUUCAGCGCAAUCGCCGACCGCGACUUCGCCCAGCAAUGACUUUGAAAGAUUAUACAAGAGAUGUGCAAAUGCCCCAAGAGCUCCGAAUGGUGUCGGUGGCGUCAAGAUCACAGAGCUAGAGGCAGUUCUGGCUCUGUGCAAGGCUGCACCAUAUGUCGAAUCCAUAGAAGUCGCUGCACCGCUCUUCGAUCGUCUCGCCGCCUACCUGCCCAGCAUCUAUGCCCAGGUACUGCUGCCGUCACCGAGUCUUCGAGAAAUACAGCCUUCUCCCUACGAGGUGCUUUCCUACAACCUGGCCUCUGCGAUCCUGCAGCUCGGCGCCCGCCACGACCAGCUUCGAUCAAAGGUUACGGAAACUUUAGCAAGCUAUGUACAAGGCUGGACAGCUACAGCGGCCGAGCUGUCAGCGUUGCAGUUGGAUGAUGGCGACGAAAUGUCUGAUAUAGAUGCAGGCGGAGAACUUUCGCAGGUCAUCACACACAGCUUGUCAUUCUUAGGCUUCCUAGAUGCCGCCGCCGAAUAUGCAAGAUUCUGGAAUGCGUACGAGAGACUUCAAUUCGUUCAGGAGGUUAAGGCAGCACUUUCGGAACAAUUCUUCCUCGCUUUCGAGACCGCGUUGUCGAUUGCGCGUAAUGCGCGCUCACAUCAACAUGGCCUAAGAGAGUGGAAGCGCUACACGAAGCAUUAUGCGGCCAUUGGACGGCCCUUGGGUGCUAUGAUCUUGCACGAUUCAUUCUUAAAGGUUGUUGUAACUUCUGCAUCACUGCUUGUCGAAACGCCAGCGCGCAAACCUCGCGAAUCCAUCCUAGACCAUCUUCAAACGUCCUAUAACAAGAACCGUGCAGCUGGAGACACAUCUGACGAUGCCCUCGCCGAAGGUCUGACGCGAAUCGCAGUCGACGAAAUGCACGGGUUAGAGAACGACGUUGACUACUUGCAAAGGGUAGGGUCUGCGUGGCAGCAACGUCAGGCAUCUUCGGUCAAAGCUAAGAUCAUCACAACUUAUCUGUGCUGCACCGUGUACGAUGACGACGUCGCAGACAAUGAAGUCUUGCUGGCCUGGCUUGACGCUGUGCUGAAUGAUCCUACUCAGAGCGCGGAUCACAACUUGGCUUCCACAGCGUUGAAGUCUAUGGCCAUUCUGGCGAAGGUGUCUGCGUCUACUGCAUCGAUAUUGGGACGGUCCCUUCCAAGGCUCAUUGUCCAAGCUAACUUCGAUCACCGGACCUCCUCGGCUGCAGCUGAUUCUCUAGCUGCUGUCCUAAGUCUGCUUCCCCAGGACGCUAUCAUCACGACAUUGUACAGUCUUGGAAACGUUAUAAGUGCAGGAUCUGCCACUGCUGGUGGUACUUCUGCAUCCCCUUCGCUCAACGGUACUGGUAAUACAUUGCGUACUCCGGGGAUAUAUGCGCAGCAAUCUAACGGUAGCGCAAUCUCGCUAACUCCGAGUGAUGUAGAGGAACCGCAUCACGUGCAUACAACUAUCGUGGACACCGUGGUAUCUGUGGCGAGCAAGUGCAAGGACGAAAAGAUUACGGCUCUGGCUCUAUCAAUGCUUGUACAGAAAAUUGGAAGAGCGAGCAAGGUUGUCGACGUGAAGAUCAUCACCGACGCAGCACUGCUCGGUAUUCACACAACCCCAGCAGAGUUCAGAUCGCUUCUCAAGCUCUACUCGACGCUCUGUCAUGAUGCGCUUGUCAAGGAUGAUACAGUCACCCUCGAUGCUGUCAUGAAUGCACGCCUGAAUAUCUCGAGAAUGGUAUCCGAGGAUGAAGCUUUCGAAGUAUACCUCACUCAUCUACUGGACGCGAUUGUCAGUAAGGGCGACGCUCAAGAGACGGCACAUAAGCACUUAAGGGAUACUGGCUUGGCUUCGCAGGAGAUUGCGCAGAUGCUGAAACCUCUAGCUACACUUCUUGCUUGCAAUGCUCAGCGCGCGGACUCGAUUGAGCUAGGCGAUGCUAUCGUCAGCUUACAGCGCGAUGCAUGGUUCAACAUUGUGGUUCACGGCUUCGAUACCAACUCAGAUCUGGGUAAACAAUACAUUGAAGAGCUUCGGACCCUUGCUCGCUUUAGCAAGCCCCUAAUCGCCGAAGAGCGUCCGAUGCUGUCAGAGAGCGACAUCGAGUUAAACACAGUACUUCGCCGUGGCAAAUCCCCAGAACAUACGACUGAGCAGAAACGACGUCUUGCCAAGCUUCUCCCUUCGUGCGAGGCAGAUACGAAGCCGCUUACGUAUCCUGAAGCAGUAUUCUUGAACACAGCAUAUCUUGUAGAAGAAUUGCGGGCUAGUACAGGCGACUGCACUAAGGCGCUUGCGUACUUCCUGGACCCCAAGUUGCGGACUGGAGCAGUUGGCAAUUGCAUGUCCGCGAUCACUAUCAUGGCUGUCAGGACAUAUUUGGCGAAGACACUUUCAGGCCAACAUCAUACCUUCUCUACGCCAUACCUUGCACAGCAGCUCGCGCAAAUCUUUGCAGCCUGUUGUCACCGCAUUGCCCGGGUCCAACAGGCUGCAGCUGCUUGUGCCGACAUCAUCAUUCGAGAGGUACCAUCGACAUUGUGUCAGAAGAGUGCUCUAUUCGCUCUCCUCGAGCUGCUUUCUAUCAUGUGGUACAGCUGUCUCGAAGGAGAAACCGACGAGUACACUUGGAACUCAACGUUCACCUCGAAGAAGUCGGACAUCACUGUGGAGCUGUCGGAUGAUUACGCCUUUCGUCAGGCGACCCUUGAAACCUUGCACAAGCGUGCAACAUCUUGGAUCAAAGGAGUCAUUGAAGUGGCUCCUCUGGACGUCAAGGGUCUCCUCCAGACCUAUCUAUCAGAGUUUGAUGAUGAGACGUCUUAUGGUCAUGUGUCUCUGGGACGAUCAUUUGCCCUGGAUAUGGGAUCUGUAGUCCCUGCGAAUGAUCAGCGUCUUGGUGCGAUUGAGCGCCAGGGCAUCAAUAUCAACACCGCUUCCGACUUCAUCACUCAGUACACCACCAGACAAGAGUAUAAGUUCCUUGAGAGCAGCAAUGACCAGCAAGAAGAGUGGCUCAAUGGAGGGAAUACUAAAGGCUCCGUGCCGACACAUCUAUCUCGCAGCAUUCAAGACGCUACUAAGCUCCUCAUUGACGUCGAACAGCGAACACUUCACCACAAGCAUGUCACCAUUGCUGAGUUGCGAGAUAUUCUGCGACGUGCAGCUGCCCUUCUUUGUCGAGUUAAGAGAGAUCAGGCACCUAUCGUACAUCACCUAGUCGGUAUUCCUUUUGCAGUCUUCUCCAAACAAUCGAUUAAGCUGGGUAUCUCGCUUUGGACGAGUGUCAUCAAGGAGAACCCUCGCAUGGAAUCGCGUGUCCUAGUGGCAAUCGCCGAGAACUUUGAGAGUACCGUGCGCAAGCGGAGAGGUCUCUUUAGUUCUUCCCUCAAUCACCCGGACCCCUUCUACGGCAAACAAGAAUUUGCUGCUACUGACAGGGAAACAUUGGCCAAGCAUCAGCAGCACAUCUACAAUCUCAUCGCACCACAUUUCCGGCUGGUACAGUUCCUGUCCAGCCAUUUCAGCGCCUCUCGGCUCAGCAAAUCGGACUUUGAGCGCGUGUACGUCCGGUUGAUUCACACUACGCUCGACGCAAUGAGCGAAGGGUGCUCGCAGCCUUUGGCUAGGGAGGCUUAUUUCCAUAUAGUUCUGCUCGCAUUGCGCAUUGUUCGUCAUAGCACGACCAUAUCUUCUGCCGCCAAAUGGCGUCUUAUGGACCGUCUGUUGACCGUAGCCCUGGCGUGGUUCGCUCACGCACCUCAAUGGUCUUAUGGUGGCAACCGUUUACAGAUUAAAGCAGAAGCUCAGGUUUUAUCAGACGUGCAGACUCAUCUAGAAGCCCUCGGGAAGUUGGCCAUCGUGGCGGAUUCAGCAUCGAGACAAGUCAAGGCUAAACAGGACUUACUGUCCUUACUGAUCUCCAAUGAGCAGACACGUCUAAGUGUCUGGUUGUUUCCUUUGGACAAUGGGAAGAAGCAUCACUUUGGUGGUGGCGCCAGGAACAGUUUGCCAGACGCCGCUGUCUCAGCCCACGUCAAAACAGCAUGGGCAGAGAAUCCGGCGAUUGCCAUCCAUCUAAUCAAACGCUUCCAGUCUCUCCGUCUGCAGAGCGAGGUCCGGUUCCAGGUACUCAACUUCCCACACAAGGUCUUGGAUGUACCAGAUGCUCUGGAGAUCAUGCUAGGUAAUCAGUUGCCCGGUGAUGUUUCCUUCCAACUCAAGUAUCUGCUUUACUGGGCUCCAUUGAACCCCAUCACGGCAGUGACACUCUUCAUGCCGGCUUAUGGCAACCACCCAUUCGUCAUUCAGUAUGCUAUGCGAGCCCUCGAAAGCCAUUCGGUAGAUGUCAUGUUCUUCUACGUUUAUCAGAUAGUCCAGACGCUCCGAUACGACGUUCUUGGUUACGUGGAAAGAUACAUUAUCGAGACAGCCAAGUUGUCUCAGUUGUUCGCUCAUCAGAUUAUCUGGAAUAUGAAGGCAAACGCCUUCAAGGACGAGGCUUCGGAGAUCCCCGACCCAGUCAAGCCCACUUUGGACAAAGUCAUGACCAGUCUUGAGUCAAGCUUCUCAAAAGAGGAUCACGAAUUCUACGAGCGCGAAUUCGCCUUCUUCAAUGAAGUCACCGGAAUAUCUGGUACACUGCGUUCCGUUUUACACGAGCCAAAGGAAGUCAAAAAGCAGAAGAUCGCAGAGGAGCUGCGCAAGAUCGAAGUUGAGGUUGGCGUCUAUCUGCCCAGUAAUCCUGAUGGUCAAGUCAUCGGCAUCGAUCGCAACUCCGGCAAGCCACUGCAGUCGCACGCGAAAACACCCUUCAUGGCAACGUUCCGCAUCCGCAAGAACAAGCCUGACACAGGUCUCAUCGAAGACAUUGAAGAAGAGCCCCGUUCCGGACUCCCUGCAAAGAGCAACACCUACGAGACCUGGCUUUCAGCCAUCUUCAAAGUCGGAGACGACUGUCGCCAAGAUGUUCUUGCGCUUCAGAUGAUUGCUGCAUUCCGCGGUAUCUUCAACACCGUCGGGCUUGAUGUCUGGGUUUUCCCUUACCGGGUUACUGCGACAGCGCCUGGCUGUGGUGUUAUCGAUGUUCUUCCCAACUCCAUUAGUCGCGAUAUGCUGGGCCGUGAGGCAGUCAAUAGGUUGGACGACUACUUCGUCUCCCGCUACGGCAACGAAGACAGCAUUCGCUUCCAAGAAGCGCGUUCCAAUUUUGUGAAAAGUAUGGCCGCGUACAGCGUCAUCAGCUUUCUGCUACAGUUCAAGGACCGCCACAACGGCAAUAUUAUGAUCGAUGAUGCUGGCCACAUCAUCCACAUCGAUUUCGGGUUCUGCUUCGACAUCGCACCCGGCGGUAUCAAGUUCGAACGCGCACCCUUCAAGCUCACUGCUGAGAUGAUCGCCGUCAUGGGCGGCAGCACAACGUCGCAGCCUUACCGUUGGUUUGAGGAGCUCACUAUCAAAACCUUCCUUGUGGCCAGACAGCACUGCGAUCACCUAUGCCACAUCGUCGAGCUAAUGCUCGAUAGCGGGCUGCCGUGCUUCAAGCCUGAGACUAUCAAGAAUUUCAGAGACAGGUUUGUGCUGGAUCGCACAGAGAGGGAGGCCGCGGACUACAUGCGCGGAUUGAUCCAGAAGAGCGCGAGCAGUUACAGUACGGGCACGUACGAUCGGUUCCAGUUGAUCACCAACGGCAUUCCGUAUUAGACAAUGCAGCGACGUGGACGGUGUGAAUAUAUAGCACUAAUACAAUUGUUUUUCUCGAGU